Messenger RNA from Drosophila suzukii, 489 nucleotides. NCBI's taxonomy places the organism in Eukaryota, Metazoa, Arthropoda, Insecta, Diptera, Drosophilidae. The record is from RefSeq and is a predicted model, not a curated record.
AUGGCUCACGAUAACGGCCAGAUGCCCCAAGCGGAUCUUUUGGAACAAUUGGCCAUAAGGGAAAGACAGCUGGAGCAACUGCAACAAGCGUAUGUACAGCUCCAAGGAAAUGGAAACAACCCAGCCCAACAAGAGCGGUUGUUCAAAAACAUCAAUCGUUUGGCAACCUUUACGGGAACCGGGGAAAUCUCCAUCAACUCCUUCUUCAGUAGCGUGGAGUACCUGUUACAGACGGUAGAGGACCCACAACUCAAGAGAGAAGCCACAAGGACAAUAUUCUACAGGACAAUUCAGGGUCAAGCAAAGGAUGCAGUAAUAAAUAUCCCGGAGCCGGACAACUGGGACCUGAUAAAAGCCACCUUGAAGUUAAGGUACAGACCAGACACGGAGCCGCACCAAAUCUACAAGAGGAUAUGUGACCUGAGAGUGAAUUCGAAAAUACUAACGACGACUAUGUUGCUGACGACAAUACUAAUGAAAUGGCAAUAA